Daldinia childiae is the source of this 759-nucleotide messenger RNA. Its product is annotated as Ras-related protein Rab-2A. Gene Ontology annotation, cellular component: endosome. The transcript has 2 exons. The coding region runs from base 1 to 759 and encodes 252 amino acids. Gene Ontology annotation, biological process: regulation of endocytosis. The record is from RefSeq and is a predicted model, not a curated record. Lineage: Eukaryota; Fungi; Ascomycota; Sordariomycetes; Xylariales; Hypoxylaceae. Gene Ontology annotation, molecular function: GTP binding; GTPase activity.
AUGUCUUCCCCGCCCUGGGACUACAUCGCCAAGCUCGUCUGCAUCGGGGACUCGGGAUGCGGUAAGUCGUCGCUCACGAUCCGGCUCUGCGAGGGGCGCUUUAGCCCGCAGCACGACGUCACCAUCGGCGUGGAAUUCGGCUCUAGGAUCGUCCCGGUUGGCCCGCCGCAUUCCAAACGCUCGUCCACAUCCUCCGCGGCCGACGGCGGCCUUCCCGAACCCCCGCGCGCCUCCCCGCCGCAAAAGCACAUGAAACUUUCCCUUUGGGACACGGCGGGACAAGAAACGUAUAAAUCCGUAACCCGGUCCUACUUCCGCGGCGCCUCCGGCGCCCUCCUCGUCUUCGACAUAACCCGGCGAUCGACAUUCGCCCACGUAACCGACUGGCUCAACGACCUGCGCGCGAUCGCCGACCCCGACAUCGUCGUGAUCCUAGUCGGGAACAAGCUCGACCAAGCGCAGCCCGCCUCGGAAGACGAAAACACCACCCCUAGCAAGCGCGAAGUGACGACCCAAGAAGCCACCGACUGGGCCCGUACCAACGGCGUCCUGCAGUACGUCGAGACCUCGGCCAAAUCCGGCGAGAACGUCGAGGACGCCUUUAUGCGCGUCGCCGAGCGCAUCUUCGAGAACAUCAACGCCGGCAAGUACGACCUUAACGAUCGCCGCUCCGGCGUCAAGGGCCCUGGGCCCGGCGGCGCCAAGAACGUCCGGUUAUCUGCCGACGCGGGUAGGGGUAUGACGGGCGGUUGUUGUUAG